This is a messenger RNA of Malaya genurostris, 6302 nucleotides long. RefSeq names its product protein unzipped (gene uzip). NCBI's taxonomy places the organism in Eukaryota, Metazoa, Arthropoda, Insecta, Diptera, Culicidae. The record is from RefSeq and is a predicted model, not a curated record. The transcript has 13 exons. Bases 1322 to 2863 code for a protein of 513 amino acids.
GUUUCGAACGGGACUUCUGAGCGGUUGCAAGUGUAGUAAGUGAUUCUCUGUUUGUCGGUAAUAUAUAACCGUUGAUGGUGUUACAGUACAAUGAAUAAGGAUUCGCGCGGGCUGCUAAUCUUUUCGCAUUUUUUGGGACUGUUUAGGAGAGAAGAUUCUUGAUCUAAAAAGCGAGAUAUAACCGAACGUGGAGUUUCUAUUUGUGCUGAUUCAGAUUUUUAUCAUCGGAGAUCGGUGCAGUGGAUUUUCAAUGAUUUGUUAGCAUAAUUCCAGCAACUACAGAUCUGACGAGGUGUCAUAACAAUUAAGUUAAAUUGAAUUUUUUGUCAGAUUAUAAGCAGAUAGUAUAAAGAGCAUCUUCGGCAUCUAAUCUGGAAAAAAAGUAGUGAUUCGACAAGCAUUGUUUCAAGGAUCCAAUAACAAGGGUAAUAAAUAAUAUUGUUCUUCGAUUGAAUAGAAAAUUGAUGUGUACUAGUGAGUUGUUAGUAUUAAUUGGCGUUAAUUUGGGAUUAAUACAAGUGGCUCAGUUGUAAAAUUUCUCCUAUUGGUGACACAGUGGAAAGAUAAAUGAAAAAAAAAAGGAUAAAUGAAGCAAUUGAAGUUGUGAUCUAGAUACAUAUUUGAGUGUGUCCUACGCUGUCAUCGUGCUGACAAUCAACUUUUAUUUACCGCUUAGUAAUCUAGGCAGCAGCUGGCUGAAACGGCAGGAGAAAAGUUUUCAAAAGGUUCCACAAGCACAAUAGGAAGUCGUAAGGAACGGAAUUGAUAAUAUACAUAAAGAUUCCCCAGCAUCAAGUUAGAUUCAAUCUAUAGGUUUCGAGCUCGAGCACCGAAUUGCGUAUGUUCGUUGUUUGGUUGUCAAUGGAAUCACCCAUCGGCACGUGGAUAGCCGGUGUCUAGUGCUAUAUUAAACCAGUUGUGUUGUUUUAUCACUGGAAAACGAGCUCUGAUUAGUUCAUUCGAUCCAAGGCAAUUAAUCCCGCUGAUAUAAAAAAAAAUCCGGCUUGAUCUUUAUUCCUAUCGCUACAAAAGAUAUUGUUCUGGUGAAGAAUGUUUUAAGUGAAGCAAAGAGUUAAAAGUGAAUGUUCAUUGGAAUCACAAGUGCUUAGUUUUGAUGCCAUACAGGCUCACUUAAGUGUUUCAAUUUCAUACGCUAUACAUUCGGCCAGUGUAACAAACGGAUAUAUUGUGUUAUAGGUCAAGACAGCAUACCACCGUCGGCGGCGUCGAAGGAUUAUCUACAAGUCGAAAUCUAAAGACCUGCUUUUUUAUCGGGUGAAAGAUACUGUCGUCACCCAAAAAUCGAACGGAAUUAAAAACCAUGAUGACGACACGAAGGCGACCCUGUCAGUCGCCAAUUGUUCAGUACCCAACCUUUACUCUGGCACUGCUUCUUCUGCAGCUGGUAGCCAUCGCAAGCAGCCUGGCUAUAACUAAUAGCGUUUUCAAAGCUUUUAGCAAAGAUCAAACGGUGACGUCUAGCACGUUGAGUUGGGAGAAAUUCAAUGGCGAGAAAACUCAGUUGCAGUAUGCCAUUCAAAGUUAUAAUCCAGCGGAUAAUCCCCGUUCCAAGGAACUGGUGGACAGCGACCAGUUGAACCAUGCUAGCUAUGUAUGUCGGAUACAGAUUGAAGGCAUCUUUUGCGCUGGUCAAACGCACAUGGAGGAUUCAUCGACCAUUUGCACGACGUCACUGCAGUCGGACAUCCGUCGUCAUCGGACGUUCGAGGUGCUAGUGAACCGAGGUGGUGGCGGUAAACUCAAAUGGCAACCGUGGAACAGGUACCUACCGGACAAGUUUCCGGGAGCCGUCAGUGCCAGUAACGGAAAGGUAGAUGAUUAUUACGUAGCCCGAUAUAAAUUGGAGCAUCAUGGCGGCCACCAUCAUCCGUAUAUUGUAGGCAAUUACGAUCCAUUGGAGAAACUAAAUGGACGCAUUUAUGCGCCUCUUCCGGGAAUUCCUCAAGCCUUAGAACACGAAACAGGUGAGAUUCUCAUCGAAAUUGAACCUGUGCAGUACGAACUAAGAAACAUAAAGUUGAACAAGAUACGGAGUGUGAUAAAGAAAAACAUUACAAAUUUAGGAUCGACAAUUCUAUCAAACGAAGAGGACAUCACAAAUCAGGCCGAAACUGUGAUAACAUACGACUACGUCAAAAUUACAUAUUACGGUCGGCAGCCUGGUGUAGGUAAUGGAGUUCCUACGAAGGUGAUUGAUCCCAGAACACAACAGCCGGUUGAUAUGUACUGGGGAGUGGAACUCACGGAAAGAAAAUUUGAGACCAAAGCGAUAAACACAAUCUUGCAGCCGGGAACGGCCAUCAACGUGACGCUAUUGGGUAACUACACUGAGAUGGAAGCCCCAUAUCACGCCAAUCUUAAGGCAUACUACGAUGACAAUAGUGAUCCUGUGUCAAGAAAACUUAACGGUUACAUGCUGAGUAAAGAUAUGGAAGACGUGAAGAUAGAAUUCAGCCCGAUAUACUGGAUCGAAAACGGCACCCUGGUCCCGACGACAACAACAACCACUACAACCACCACUACGUCGACCACAGAGGCGACCACGACCAACGAGCCGGUUCCGAUCAGUAACACACCGAUCGAUGAGUUCGGUAUCGGCAGUCGGUUGGACGACGACAUGAGCAACGAAAUCGAUCGCUCGUUAGCCACCAGUCGAGAAGAAGUCGCAAGCAGCCGAAGUAUCGAUAAACCAGAAAGCAGCAUUAGUCUGUCCAGUGUGGGGGGAUCGGCGAAAGGCGGCCGAAAUGGUGCCGCCAGCAAUGGAAUUCUUCGGUGGCCGGUUGAAGCGAUAGCGUUAGUAACCGGAGUAGGAGCGGUCCUGGUAGCACAACAGCGGAUUUAACUGUAGGGUAUCGUGUAGGCGAAGUGUUGAACAAGUUUUAUUUUCUACUAUACUUUUUUAUUGUUCCUCUCACGAAGGAUGAUAAGGAUGCGAGCGUGAAAACUUUGUUGAGAGGAUGGUAGGCCCAGAUUUUGUGCAUAGAGGGACGGGUUGGCGAGCUUGAAUAACAUUGAUUGUUUUUAAGUUAGCUUAUUUGAUAUCAAUUUUCUGCGCAGAAAUCAUAUUUCCCCUUGUUUUAGUCUUUAAGAACGCAUAGUUUAAGAUAAUUUAAUGACAACCACUAUAUCAUACUAUUUAAUUAGGGAAAAGUUUCAAUUCAUUACUAUAAAUACCACGUUUUUAAUAGCUUAGAAAGUAAAAUUAAUGAAAUGAUAAAACCAGUGAAAUUAUUUCUUAAAAUGAAGAGAUGUCAAUACGAAACAUCAUGUUCAUCGUGUAAAUAUAGUCUAUAGUUUAAUAUUACUUUUCAUUAUAGGAAAAAAGAAAGAAACGUCACGUCCAAUAACAACAAUUUGAAUUAAAAUUCCCAUACAAACUCAUCGGAACAAAAUGCCAACAUUACUCACUAUUAAAGCAUAGUUUGUGAGAAGAAAGUAAAGGAAUCCAUCUCUGCUUGUGGUUAAUUAUUUCAUUCAGUUGUAAUAAUUUUCAUAAAUUGAUCGCAACAAUCAUAUUCUCGACAGUCAACUAUGACCAAGCGUAAUCUUCCGGUAUAGAAAUGCUUCUCAGAAAUAUUUCAUUAUUUUUCAUUGCAUACCAAUCAGGCGAAGCUUGUUUGUAUUGGACAUGUUUUGCCUACCUUGUGAUUUCAGGCACGAUUUCGAAUGAAGUCAGAUAAAUUCAAAUCCAAUCAUUUCGUCAAAUUUGCAUUUUUGUGCAUUAAACAAUUCAUCUCCUUUACUACAGGGUGCAAAUUGUAUACUGAAGAACCCGUGGAAUAUUGAUGUUCAGUUAUCGUGAUGCUUAUUCUAAUCACUUUCCAGAAGACCUCUGUACGUUGCUAAACAAUGCAAUCAACAUGAUUAUGUGUUUCGUUCGAAUCGGUUUAUUUCGAUCGAAUACAAUCGAAAAUUUUUACAUUCGAUCGAAAUAUUCCGAUUCGAUCGAAGUACAAAAUGCCUUGUUUGGCAACGUACAUACAAAGGCCUGAUUAUUUGGCAUUAGACAACAGAAACUUGAAGUUUAAAGUGAAAUUAUCUUUAUGAAUGAAUUCUAUCCACUUGGUUUUGCUUUGUAUGGCGCUCUAAAACGUCUAACAAAAUUCAAAACGGUAUUACAAAAAUCAUUGGAAAAAUGUAAAAAGUGUGGUCUUUAAUGAAAAUGACGAAUCUGAUACCUACAUGAGGUGACAGUAAGAGUUGGGAAUCUUGGUAAUGCAUUCCUAUACAAACAUCCCUAUUCUGAAUUCCGAUCGAAUCGGAAUAUUUCGAUCGAAUGUGAAAAUUUGCAUUCUGUGUUUCGUUCGAGUGAUGCUUUUGUGUGGCAAACAAGAUCGAGAUACAGAAUGUAAUAUUUCACAUUCGAUCCGAAUAUUUCGAUUCGGUCGAAUUAAAGAACAGGGGUGAAAGUUCGAUCUUCUUUUUCAGCAGACAUCGCUACUGAUUUCAGGUUGAAGCUUUGGUAUGAGCUGGCUUAUAAGACCUGUGUUCCUGUUUAAUACUACAGUUCUCCAAUAAAUAAUCACAAAGACGUAUGAUGCAUUUGAACAGAUGAACACUAAACAAAUUGCAGAUUUACCGCGACAAAGAUCGAAAAUUUAUCAGUUAUUCAUUUUGACAACUAUGAACUUCCACUGAGUGAUAAUCUUCGUUUCACAUUGGGACAUUAUACUAUUAAAACAUACAAUCGUUUACCAACGCGUAAUGUUCCGAAGGCAUUUUUGAAGGAAAAUGAAAAAUAUCAGACAUUUAAACAGCUUACCAAACUUUUGUGUACAUAGUACAAAAUGAAAACCAGAAUUGAAAAGGGUUGUUAACGAAAGAUUUGAAGAACGAAUGAGAGGAACUAUCCUAAUACAGAGCAAAACACAAAUAUGAUAAAUGCAAUCUCUUACAAAAACCAAUUGAAUUGAAAAACGAAAAAAAAUCUUUUCAAUGCCUUGUGUGUGUGAUGAAUAUUCUACUAACAAAUGUAAUGCAUAGACAGGUUAUAAAGAACAAAAUCGUAAUAGAAAUUUUUGCGCCAACUUUAACCUUUUGAAGAUAUGGUCUUUAUUUCAGAAACAUUCAUAAAGAAAUGUGAAUGAUAAAUGAACAGAGCAUGAUAUAUAUCCAAACGACAGAAAAUGGAUUAUUGAUAUUAUAACAAACAUGAAACAGUCAAAAUGUAUCUUAUUCCAGAUAUUCAACUAAUCAAAACACAAAAAAGCUUUACAGCUCCGAAAAUCUGCUUUGUUGCUUUAUGAUGUUUAUUUUCUGCUUCAACGUAUGCUUUUUUUGGCCGUAUAUUCAUUGUUCAUUGAAUAAAACUAAAUCUAGCGGUUAAACUCCGAAUGAACAAAACCGUUACAAAUGCGCAUUGUUGCCUUGAUUUGCCUGUGCUUUUGAACCCUAAACUUGUUUAUCGUGCAAGAUAAAUACUAAAUUAUAUGGAGAAAUAAGGAAUCUAUUACCUGCCAAAAUUGAAACAAGACAAGUAAAAUACUACCGUUCUACGUGAUGCUGUUCCAUUUUGCAUGAGAUUUCUCAUUAUAUAUGGGAGCGAAAGAAUAGCACGUAUGAAAAAACAGCAACCAGGAAAGAUAAAACGUAGUCAAUGAAAAGAAUCGAAAAGAAAAACAAAAUGUAACGUAAAGCAGAGCAACUGUAAUAACAAACUUGAGGAUUAGAAAUAAAAUAUAAAAAGUUUGCGAUAAAAUUUCUAGAGAAAUAAACACAAAAAGUUUCGCAUAGUGAUUUCCUCAUGAAAUGUUCAACAUCCAGCUGUAACUACUUGUCGAUUGUGGAACAAAUGAUAAAACAAAUGAAUAAAUAUACACCUCGUAGACAUGGAAUGAAAUGUGGAAUUAUUGGGAAAAAUACAGACGCUAUUUUUAUAAUCAUAUUUAUCACCAGGUAGCGAGUAAAAUAUAACAAAAUAUUGUAUUGCAGACUGCUACCAAAGCAAGAUAAUAACAUCGUAGCGUGCGGCAAAGAACCAAAAACCAAUCGCACUGAAGUUAAUUUUUGAAGGACACGAAAAGUAUAAAUAGGUCCUUGUUCUGAUGCUGUCUUUCAUUUUUCGAACAUUGCUACGCUUGAACGCAAAAAAUUACUGCGUAAUAAGAGAAACAAAAACCUUGAAACAGAAUAGAAUAAAGGUGAGAAUUAUCAACAUGAUAAAAGAGCGAAAGAAAGAAAACGUUAUAAUUUGUUGAUUGUAUAUUAUUGUAAUGUAAUUGUAUCACAACGCUAAAAUAAAGAAAAAAUAUUCUCAACACAAAAACAAUGAUCGAGUCGAA